GCCCCAUGCAGUCCCGGCUUCUGCUCCUCGGGGCGCCCGGCGGCCACGGCGGCCCGGCCGCGCGGCGCAUGCGGCUGCUCCUGCGGCAGGUGGUGCGGGGCAGGCCCGGCGGAGACGGGUGCGGGUCGGAGGUCAGACUGCUGCAUGCCGGGGCGGGGGCCGACACAGGUGAUACAGUUAAUAUUGGAGAUGUAUCCUACAAGUUGAAAACUCCUAAGAGCCCAGAACUUGUGCCACAGAAUUACAUUUCAGACUCUCUGGCUCAAUCUGUAAUUCAGCAUCUAAGAUGGAUGAUGCAGAAGGAUCUUUUGGGGCAAGAUGUCUUUCUCAUAGGACCUCCUGGGCCUCUUCGACGCUCUAUUGCUAUGCAGUACCUGGAGCUGACCAAACGGGAAGUUGAAUACAUUGCCCUAUCAAGGGACACCACUGAAACUGAUCUCAAACAGCGACGAGAGAUCCGCGCAGGCACGGCUUUUUACAUUGAUCAGUGUGCGGUUCGUGCAGCCACAGAAGGCAGAACUCUUGUUUUGGAAGGCUUGGAAAAGGCGGAGAGGAAUGUUCUGCCUGUUUUGAACAACUUGCUGGAAAAUAGGGAGAUGCAGCUUGAAGAUGGACGCUUCCUAAUGUCUGCAGAGCGUUACGACAAACUUCUCCAAGAUCAUACCAAAACAGAGUGGAUGCCUGGAAGCUUGUUCGAGUUAGUGAAAACUUCCGAGUCAUUGCCUUGGGUUUGCCAGUGCCUAAGUACUCUGGGAAUCCCUUAGACCCCACGCUCCGUUCUCGAUUUCAGGCACAGAGAUAUUUAUUAUCUACCCUUUAAGGACCAACUUAAACUGUUAUAUUCAGUUGGAGCCAAUGUUUCUGCUGAGAA
This is a messenger RNA of Lynx canadensis (Canada lynx), 871 nucleotides long. RefSeq names its product von Willebrand factor A domain-containing protein 8-like. Gene Ontology annotation, molecular function: ATP binding; ATP hydrolysis activity. The transcript is spliced from 7 exons. Lineage: Eukaryota; Metazoa; Chordata; Mammalia; Carnivora; Felidae. The coding region runs from base 6 to 764 and encodes 252 amino acids. Gene Ontology annotation, cellular component: cytoplasm. The record is from RefSeq and is a predicted model, not a curated record.